Molecule: messenger RNA, 9254 nt
Organism: Orcinus orca (killer whale)
Lineage: Eukaryota; Metazoa; Chordata; Mammalia; Artiodactyla; Delphinidae
Gene: CLGN
Product: calmegin
Exons: 15
Coding region: 148-1980 (610 amino acids)
Biological process (GO): protein folding
Cellular component (GO): endoplasmic reticulum; endoplasmic reticulum membrane
Molecular function (GO): calcium ion binding
Source: RefSeq, a predicted model, not a curated record
UUUGCGUCGCCGCGCUGUCGGUUGCAGCCCGUCGAGUCAGCUCCAUGAGGACCAGGCAUGUGAACUUGCUGACCGCGCUCGUAGCCGUCUUGCUCUUCAGUUUCUCCUGCUUCUGCAUCUCCAGGAUGACUUACAACAAUAAUCAAUAUGCGUUUCCAAGGCUGUCGGCUAUGUUUGGGUCUUCUUUUCAUCUCAAUUAAUGCAGAAUUUAUGGAUGAUAAUGUUGAGAUGGAAGACUUUGAUGAAAAUUCAGAAGAUAUUGAUGCUAAUGAAAAUGAAUUCUCCUCAGAGAUUAAAUAUAAGACACCUCAACCUAUAGGAGAAGUAUAUUUUACGGAAACUUUUGAUAGUGGAAGGUUGGCUGGGUGGGUCUUAUCAAAAGCAAAAAAAGAUGAUACAGAUGCGGAGAUUUCUAUAUAUGAUGGAAGAUGGGAAAUAGAAGAAUUGAAAGAAUAUCGAGUACCUGGUGACCGAGGACUGGUGUUGAAAUCUAGAGCAAAGCAUCAUGCAAUAUCUGCUGUAUUAGCAAAACCUUUCAUCUUUGCUGAUAAACCUCUGAUAGUACAAUAUGAAGUAAAUUUUCAAGAUGGUAUUGAUUGUGGAGGUGCAUACAUUAAACUCCUAGCAGACACUGAUGGUUUGAAUCUGGAAAACUUUUAUGAUAAAACAUCCUAUACCAUUAUGUUUGGACCAGAUAAAUGUGGAGAAGAUUAUAAACUUCAUUUUAUCUUCAGACAUAAACAUCCCCAAACUGGAGUUUUUGAAGAGAAGCAUGCCAAACCUCCAGAUGUAGACCUUAAAAAGUUCUUUACAGACAGGAAGACUCAUCUUUAUACCCUUGUGAUGAAUCCAGAUGACACAUUUGAAGUAUUAAUUGAUCAGAUAGUUGUUAACAAAGGAAACCUACUAGAGGAUGUGGUUCCUCCUAUCAAUCCUCCCAAGGAAAUUGAAGAUCCCAGUGAUAAAAAACCUGAUGAUUGGGAUGAAAGAGCAAAAAUCCCUGAUCCUUCUGCUGUCAAACCAGAAGACUGGGAUGAAAGUGAACCUGCCCAAAUAGAAGAUACAAGUGUUGUUAAACCUGAUGGCUGGCUUGAUAAUGAACCGAAAUUUAUUCCAGAUCCUAAUGCUGAAAAACCCAUUGACUGGAAUGAAGACAUGGAUGGAGAAUGGGAGGCACCUCAGAUUUCUAAUCCGGCAUGUCAGAUUGGGUGUGGCGAGUGGAGCCCUCCCAUGAUAGGUAACCCAAAAUACAAAGGAGUAUGGACACCUCCAAUGAUAGAUAACCCUAACUACCAGGGUAUCUGGAGUCCUCGAAAAAUUCCUAAUCCAGAUUAUUUUGAAGACAAUCACCCAUUUCUUCUGACUUCCUUCUGUGCUCUUGGUUUAGAGCUUUGGUCCAUGACCUCUGAUAUCUACUUUGAUAAUUUUAUUAUUUGUUCAGAAAAGGAAGUAGCAGAUCGCUGGGCUGCAGAUGGUUGGGGAGUGAAAAUAAUGAUAGAAAAUGAUAAUGAGCCUAGUAUAUUCAAACAGUUGACGGCAGCUGCUGAAGAGCGCCCAUGGCUUUGGUUCAUUUAUCUUGUGACAGCAGUGCUUCCAAUAGCAUUAAUUACUUCAUUUUGUUGGCCAAGAAAAGUAAAGAAAAGAUAUGAAGAUGCAGAGUUCAAAAAACUGGACAUAUGUAAACCACAAACAAAGGGAGCACUAGAGCAAGAAGUAAAGGGAGAGAAGGCAGCCCUGGAGAAACCAGUAGACUUGGAAGAGGAAAAACAGCAAAGUGAUGGUGAAAUUCUUGAAAAAGAAGAGGAAGGUGAACCUGAGGAAAAGAGUGAAGAAGAAAUUGAAAUCAUAGAAAGACAAGAAGAAGGUAAUAAAUCAAAUAAGUCUGGAUCAGAGGAUGAGAUGAGGGAAGCAGAUGAGGGCACAGGAUCUGGAGAUGGGCCAGUAAAGUCAGUACGCAAAAGAAGAGUACGAAAGGAGUAACCUGUAUUCAAGUAUUUUUAAUUCCUAAGAGAGAGAGUUGGCAUUCUCAAGUGAACUAGACUCAAUCUGCACAUCCUGUUUCUACUAUCUAGCAAUGAUAUUCUUUCAGACAUUUAUUUUAAUCUUAUUUUUCAGAGAAAAAAAAAACUUUGAAGUUAACCUGGUCUUUGAAUUUAGAAUAAAAGAAAAGUGGCACAUUACAUGUCAAAUUUUAAGAGAUUAAUAGCAUUAGAAGUUACACAGUUUUAAUAGUUUGGAGAAAGUUUUGGUUUCUACAGAGCAAAAUAAUAUGCAGCAACUUCACUGCUAUUGGAAGAAUCAGUUAUUGGAAUUUCCCCUUAAACGGCUAUACUACAGUAUAACUGGUAGUUCCACAGUAUACAUAAGAGUGAGUUCUGUUGUACAGAGCUAAAUGCAAUAAAGUUUCUGUAUGGUGGUUUGUUUCUAUCAACAAUUGAAAGUGUUGUAUGUGACCCACAUUUACCUCCUUUGUGUCAAAUUAUAGUUAUGGUCCAUUGUUCACGUAAAUUAUAGAGUCCUUUAAAGAGGUGCUUUGUUGACAGACAAAUCAACAAAACUGAAAUGUCCAUGUGUCAUUCAUAGAAUCACUGGUCAAUAGUGCAGCAUACUUAUAUUUGAAUACAGAGAUAAGAGGUUUAUCAAAACGAAAUGGUGUACAGAUUUUUUUGAAGCUGUUACAGUUGUUUUAUGCCAGAAUGGCUUACUCUGUUUACAAGAUUGCUUAUGCCUACAUUGCUCUUGAAAAUAACAUUUAAAUAUUUUUUCUUCUUUAAAUGAUACCAUCUUUAAUAGGUAAAUUAUUAUUGGGGAGUCUUUCUUUUAUCUGAUCAUUAAGAGAUUGUAAUGGCUAAUAGAUAUCAAUCAUCAUGCUUUGUAUUUUUAUCUUUUUUCUGACAAAGUCAAAUCUAUCUUCUGACAAAUUCAAAUCUAUUGUCUCAUCUAGCUUCAAAGCUGCCUCUAUGGUAGACUAUUGCUCCUCUUUUUACAACACAGUUGACCCUUUAACAACAGAGGUUUGAACUGCGUGGGUCCACUUAUACAGAGAUUUUGUUUUCAAUUAAUUCUAUAGAACUACACGGUAUGUUGAAUCCUCUGAUGCAGAAUCUGCAGAUAAGGAUGGUCAACUAUGGGACUUGAGCAUCUGUGGAUUUUGGUAUCUGCCACGCGUCCUGGAACCAAUCCCCCAUGGAUACCAAGGAACGACUGUAGGUACCAAAAGUCACAGAAGUACAUUAUAGUAGAGCUCUAUUAUUCCAUUUAACAUAUUUAAGAAUUUUUCAUGUUUGGGUGACAGACCCUUUGGAAGGUGAUCUAAAUCUUUGAGACCAUGGAGCUACUUUAAUACCAACUAUCUAGAGAACGCUAUACUAGUUGGGUAAUAUUUUGGAUUCCUUCAUGGACAUAUAAAGGAAUAUGGGUAAGCCCGCCUCCUGUACAUCCCCCUCCCCAGUAGUACAUUUAAAGCUUAUAUAUAAGGAAAAGGAGCCUCUAGCUUCUCCUCUGACAUUAAGGAAGCCAAACACAGCCAGUAUAGCCACUAUUCACUCCUUAUUUCAGGGAGUGAACUGAAAAUGAAAAUAAGUGCUUUAUUCCAUUGCUGUGUUCUGAACUUUCCAUAAAUUGGUGGUGGACAAUCUUAAUAUGUAGUUAACCAUACUUUGUAUUUAUUUAAUACUGACUAAACUUAACGCAUCUUGCAAGGACUCCCAUUCUUGCUUUGUAUUUGGAAUGUCCAAGUGAACUAGAUAUACUGAAUGAUUCUAGAUGAGAUUGUUUCUGAAAGUAAAUUACUACUUCAUGAGAUAAAUCCUUUCUUAACUUUAUGGAAAACUUCUUGCCGACAAGUGUCUUAUAUAUGAUCAUUUUUUCCUAAAGAUUAUUAAAGCUUUUUUUACUUUCUUGGUUGCAGAUUAAUUUUAACUUUCACAUUUGGUUCAACUCCAUGAGCUUGUAGUGGUAAAAUCUGAGCAACCAGUUUUUGCCAGUUCACUGCUCCUUCCUGUGGAUGUACCAUGCCUGAUAGUUUUAAAUUUGUGUAUUAGAUCCAUGCAGUAGACAAAGCAUAGAGUCUUCUUUAAUAACGAAAUGGCUUUUUCCUUUUACCACCGUAAUGUGACUUUACUGUUUAAAACGAUUUAAGUUUUAUCCUUUCCUCUAAUAAAGGAGAAAAAUAAAUGUAUUUUGCCCUUUAUUUCAGUUGGCCUUUUUAGAGGCUUUUUAACUUGACCAGGCUAAAGUAACUUCCUUUUCCUUGAACAUUUUUUUAAGGUAACCUUGCUUCCAUUGGUCAUUCCUCUAGGAAGAUACAUACUACUAGAACUAGGAGCCUUUUUAAAGUGUCAGUCUACAUUUGCAAAACACAGAGGAUAAACCUGCUUACGUGUUAAAAUUAACCACUAGCAAUGAAUAUAAUGUACCUUGGAAAUUUAGAAUACUAAUUUAGAAAACUAAUAGUUUUCAGUGAAAACUAUUUAGAAUAGUUAAAACAUAAAUAUAUUACACUCUAGGUACCUAUGAAGCUUUUUUGUUCUCUUUUCAAUUGUGGUUCUGUUUUUAACUUCAGCAGGAUUUAAAGAUGAAAUAUCAUAUGGUUAAUAUUGGAAUAACUACUUAAAUCUCAUGUAAAGGAUUUAUUUAAACAUAAUAGUAGCAUUUUCUACAUAAAUUCUAAUAAUCUCUUUCCAAAUUAUAGCUCCCAUUUCCAUAGUAUGACAGCUGUGAGGAGUUAAGGAAAUAAAAUUAUCCCUAAUCCGACAGGUCAGAUGAAGCAGGUUGAUGGGAGAGAAAAUGUAUUUUUGAAUGCAUUUGAAGUUUGUAGAGAUCCAAAUACAUGGAAAAGCAAUGGUAAUUUUAGAGAAAAUGGGCAACAGGAUAAUUUUUUUAAAAUGAUCUUUUAACACCUAACAUAGUAUCUUACCACAUAUUUUGUGUUUCUUAAAUGAAUAGAGUUUUACGUCUUUUGUAAAAUUUUGGAGUAAUUUCAAGUUUUAAUUACUUAGACUAAACAUUUGAUAAGCCAUCUAUAGAUAAUAAUAGAAAAUUUAAAACAAGGCAAAUACAUUAUACAAUUGAUUACAAUGCAUUACUUUAGCUUCUGUCAUCACUACUCAAUACCCCUUCCAUUAUAUGGUAAAUUAGGUCCUCAAGCCAACAUAAAGUCCAUGUUAUAGUAAAUAUCUUCAAAUACCAUUAAUCUCUAUGAUUUAAGUGAAAUAGACUGUAGCUUGCUUUUAGGAUGGAGUACCUAGAGGCAAUUAAGUCAUUCUUCCAAUUAUUAACCUUUCAUUUAGUCACAUUCUCUGUUUUUUCACGAUGUACAAGUGGUCUCACCAACUAAGUAAUACCUGGUCUUUGCUGGCAAUUUUGAUUAUAUCAGCAUUGAAGAAAUAUCUGAUGACAACCACUAGAGGGUGUUAACUCAAGAUAGGGAAAAACAAAAUUAUUGGGGAAAGUAAAGAAAGACUGCAUUCUAAAGAAUUAAGAUCAGUUUUGCUUUGUUUCGGACCAUAAAAGUAACGCUAGAAUAUAUAAUUCACCUUUCACUUCUCGUUUGGAGAAAGGACUUGAUCAGGAAUAUAAAUAUGACAUCAUAAACUGGUUGGAACUGCAUGCUUGGAUGAUUUUGGUUAUUUCUCCACAAAUUGUUUUAUUGUUACACGUACAAUUCCAAAUUCCAAAAAUCUCUGUAAAUCUGAAGUUUUUCAUGUUUGACAUCAAAACUCAUUUGGCAGCCAAACCUGACCUCCCUGACAGGCUAUCUGUAGUCUUUACUUACGUAACUUAGUAUUAAAUUCAUAUAUUUCGCUACAAAAAUAUUAAUGUAUUUGAUUCCAGGUACUGCCCCAAGCUGUACUGGUGUAUGAGUCAUAAUACUUUAUGAAAUGAAAAAUUCCAAAUUCUGAAAUAUCUGGUCCCAAGAGUUCCAGAUAAGGGAUUGUGAGCUGUAUUAACUUGCUAUAAGUAAAGUCCAAAGUGAAUAUAAAGAGGACAAAUUUUGGAUGGAAUACUAGUGUUAGUAUUGAGGGAAGUUCUACUGGGAGACCCUGAGGAAAAGCGGGGUCAUCAUUCCAUCCUGCCAGUCAUCAUUCCACCAGCAUUUAGAGCUAGGAAGUAUCACUAUUAAAAAUGUCUUCUGACACUGGUUAAAACAAUAAGGAAGACUUUGUUUAGGACUAUCGCAAUAGGGCCAAGACGAUCACCAUAGGGGAGAGAGAAUGGGCUUAACUCCAGAUACAGUGAAGACAGCUGGGGAUUUAUAGUCGUUGAGCAGAGUGGGUCGGGGGAGGGUUGGUGGAUGGAAAAUUCCUAAGAGGAGACAUCGAGGGUAGAAGGGUGCUUGCCAUGUCGAUUUAACAGGAUUCUUGCUGAAGGCAGGCAGGGUGAUCAGAUUCACUUAGCAGGAUUUUUACUAAAACUGGACUAGGCUGAAGACAGGGCCUAAGAUGAGGCCUAGACAAAGAGGGCUCAGAAGAACCUGGUUAAAGUUUGGUCAAGGAGAGAGUCUUGAUCAGAAGCUAGGCACAGUCCCUGUGCACAUUGUUUACCACCUGUAUUUCUUUUUUUUUUUUUUUACCACCUGUAUUUCUAAUAUGGAAAUGACAUCCUGAAGAUAUUGCCAUAAUGAAAACAGAAUAUAUAGCACUGGUUUACCAUUCAUAUGACGAGCAGGUGGGGCAUGUAUUUCAGGUAACAUUUUGUCACUUGAGUUAACAGCUGUAGGACAGCAGUUGGAUAAGCCAAAAUGUGAAAUGAAUUGGCUGUUCCUUGAUGCUUUUAGCAAGGUAUCGCAGGAAGGAACUUACCAGUGUCCAAGCAGAGAUGGAAGGGAAUAGAGAAGGAUCACACAUAUUAGGUACCUCACAAGAUUAGAAAAACUAAUUGCUUCUGUACCCUGAAUAGCAGAAAAGGUUCAAAAUGGUUUUAUUUUUGAGGUGUGGGAGGUAGAAGGGGAAGGCCAGUUAAGACUUCUCUUCCAAGUGUUAAGGCAAUCAAAGGGACCCAGCCCUGCAGUGACACCUGGGUGUUGCAGUCCCAGUGCAGUCUUAUUUUCAGUUGGUUUCAAAGUAGCCUCCAUUAAAGAGAGGCAGGGUCUUGUGAGGAAGGAAAGCAAGCAAACUUUUGAGAAUUUGGUCUAGAAAAGAGCUUGAUUGUGAUUCCUAGCCUAUAGAACUGAAGCAUAUCGACAACAAGGUUGUUUUUGAGGGAACUGUACAGCCCAAGAAACGUGAGCUUGGCCUACAAACGAUGGGCAGCAGACUCACACCAGCGUGAAUUGGACUGCUUUCACAACUCCCGUGAGGGGAAUGGACAAGGAAUAACUUUCCAGUUGGGGGAAGCCAUGGAGAGCAAUGGGUAAGGGAAGUCCCUUGCCAGAGAUUACAGUCAGGGUCUAAUCAAGGAACUUCAUCCACUAUCAGAGACAGGAUCUUCAUAGGGUCUCUCUCUCAGAAGUAUUCCACAACUGCUUUGAUGUGUUUCCCUUUAUUCCGUUGUCCAAAUUUCGAGUUUUUAUUUAGGUAUCCUAUCCCCACUACACCAUUAUAAAUGGGCAGAGCAAGUAAUCUGUCAUCAGUUUAGAGGCGGUCAGACUAUUAGGAGUCACAUCUACAACUGACAGACCUUGACAGAGAUCCUAGAUUUUGAGCCGAGUCAGUAACUGGAUGAGGAGAGGUUGAGUACAUUGUGUGUAUGGGAAGAAGGCUGGGCACAGAUACUUAAUAGCGAGAGAAGAGGGCUGUGGCUGAAGCUGCUGCCACUCAUCCUCUGUCGGCUUCCAUAAUAAAGUCGUAGCUGGAAUAUGGCUUCCAGCCAGCAACUACAUUUCUCAGCCACUCUGGCAUCUAAAUCCCCAUGCCCUUGGGAAUGUGAGAAGACAUGAGCCAUUUCCAGGCAGGCCCAACCCAAAAACCGUGCAUGUGUACCCCAUGCAUUUUUCUGCAAAUCAGAAUGGUGAUAACUAGUGUGACUUGGAAGCCACGGUUGAAAAUGGCAGAGAAAUCCUCAGCUCACAAAGCCUGUUUGUUAGUUUACAAUGCUCACCUCAGAACCAUUAGUUGGAAGAGAAACUUGUUUUUUUUACCACUGCAUCUCGUUACAAGAGCUUAGCCUAACCUAAAAAAUACAACCACCUUUCCCCUGGCAAUCUUGGAUCCUUUUCUUUGAAUUCUUUGCUUUUAUUUUUUAAAUUAAGGUAUAAUAUCCUAUAUUUGUUUUAAUAAGAAUAGUAUCCCCAGACUUCCCUGGUGGCGCACUGGUUGAGAAUCCACCUGCCAAUGCAGGGGACAUGGGUUCGAGCCCUGGUCCUGGAAGAUCCCACAUGCCGCGGAGAAACUAAGCCCAUGCGCCACAGCUACAGAGCCUGCGCUCUAGAGCCUGCGAGCCACCACUACUGAAGCCUGCGUGCCUAGAGCCCGUGCUCCGCGACAAGAGAAGCCACCGCAAUAAGCCCGCGCACCGCAAUGAAGAGUAGCCCCCACUCGCCGCUACUAGAGAAGGCCCACAUGCAGCAACGAAGACCCAAUGCAGCCAAAAAUAAUACAAAUUAGUUAAAAAAAAUAGUAUUCCCUUAAACAUCCAGUAACUGGUACUUAAAUAAGAUAUGCUACUUAUCCUGUGGCUUUGAACAACCCCGAUACACCACUGCACCGCUGUAUAUAUCCCAGUUACUUACGCAGCAAUAUCAAAACACAUGCAAUUUUUGAAACAGCUUUUUAUUAAACAGCAAAGCAUAAUGGCAACACAGUUUUAAAUGUUUAAAAAUUAGGUCACAAAGGGAUGCAAAAUGUUUGCAGUAUGACUAUUAUAUAUUCAUACAGCUAAAGUCAUCAAAUCUUAACACCAAUACAAACAUUAAGAUUAUUCCAUGAUUAGCCUAAAUUUAAUAACCAUAAACUAUAUUAGUGGAUCUCUUUUCCUAUUUAAUAUUUUAACAUUACUUCUGAUACUGAUUUCUUUACCAAAUAGAAUGUACAAACUAAAUUUUAAAGUGUUAAAUGACUAAAACUCUGCAAACCAGUAGUUGGGUUUACAGAAAAUUCUGGGAGAAGUAGUGAGAUAAAAUACUGAGAAAGCAUCAAUUAGUAUACAUGUAAAACUCUCCCAUUUUAUUCAUGAUUCUGAUACUAAUACAGUUUUUAAGGGACUUUGCAAAGUUGAUCAUCUGGGUACUGCAAUAAACCUGAGACCAAAUUUUAUUCUCUUCUAGGUAUGGUUUAUAUAAGGUUAGCCAAACUUAACCCAUUUUCUUAUAUAUU